AUGAAAAAUAGAGCAUACCAUCAUGGAAUUAGAAGUACGCCGUACCAAGCAAUGUUUGGUUGUGAUGUUAAAGUUGGCUUAAGGUUAUCAGUUCUGCCUGUUGAAGCAAUCGAAAGGAUUGAGAAUGAGGAGGAUCUGGAGAAAAUUCAGUUGAAAAAUAACAGUAGCGAACGGCUAGAUGGUUCGACCGCCUUAGUGGUGCGGCAUCUAUUUGUGCAUUCCUUAGAACGUCGAGCAGUUAUGAGCUGGUAGCGUAGGGGUUUUCUAACAUCUGUCAUCGUGCGAAACGAGGAUGAGGAUCAAUUUGUCAAGCCAUUGUUAGGUGGAGGCCGUCAGAUUUUUCGCCUACCUUCGCACAGACCUCCUACUGCAGAAAAAAGAUCAUAUCCGCAAUUGAUAGUUUGGCUGUACUUGAACAAUUGAAUUUCGGAUAACACAGGGGUUAAUUUGAUAUAUGCUAGAGCCCUCAAUCAUCGGACCUUUGUUGAUUCAUCCAUAACUACAUCCUCGCCACCAGGUUUGAGGCGCGGCCCUUCAAGGA
Messenger RNA from Acanthoscelides obtectus, 541 nucleotides. The record is from the annotation of a GenBank genome assembly. NCBI's taxonomy places the organism in Eukaryota, Metazoa, Arthropoda, Insecta, Coleoptera, Chrysomelidae.